AUGGGCUCCACUCGCAAUGGAUGCCUCCUCCGCCCGCCGAGCCCUGCUCUACCAGCGUCCGGUGCCCAGCUAUUGCGGCUCCCGGGUAACGGAGCCGUGCAUGCCGUGAGCCCCGAGUGUGCUGGCUGGACCGAGGGGCUGUGGGCUGCAGUGGUGGCAGUCCCCACAGACCCGCUGUAUGGCCUGGCUUGCUCUGCAAGCUGUUCGUCAGCACUGGAUGCUGUGUACCUCAAGGGCUGCAGCAAGGCCAAGUCGCUGGCCGUAUGCCUGGGCCAUGGUGCGGAGGUCUACAGGUAUUGCCAAGUGAGAGUACCAGAGGAGCUCCUCAAAGACCUGUUGCCAGGUCCAGUGACCCCGGUGAUGGAACGCUCUGAAGAGCCCAACAAAGACCUGAACCUUUUUACCCCUCUUGUAGUUAUCCAGAUUCCUGACCAAGCCUUCAUGCAGGACUUGGCCCAGAUGUUUGAGGGACCUCUUGCUCUCACCAGUGCCAACCUCAGCUCCCAGGUCAGUUCUCUGAAUGUUGAGGAGUUCCAAGAUCUCUGGCCUCAUUUGUUACUAGUCAUUGAUGGGGCAAUUGGGGAUGGCCAGAACCCUGAGGGUCACCUCCAUUCUACUGUGGUUGACUUAUCUGUGUCUGGAAGGUUUGGCAUCAUUCAUCCACACUGUGCCCUGGAAAGCACUACACCCAUUCUCCAACAGCAAUAUGGGCUACUCCCCUCACACAGGUCCUGCCUGUGA
Messenger RNA from Sciurus carolinensis (gray squirrel), 741 nucleotides. RefSeq names its product yrdC domain-containing protein, mitochondrial-like. Gene Ontology annotation, biological process: regulation of translational fidelity. Gene Ontology annotation, molecular function: tRNA binding; double-stranded RNA binding; nucleotidyltransferase activity. The record is from RefSeq and is a predicted model, not a curated record. Gene Ontology annotation, cellular component: cytoplasm. Lineage: Eukaryota; Metazoa; Chordata; Mammalia; Rodentia; Sciuridae.